GCGUCAGAGCGGCUCAUUCGGAUUUCAGCCUCCGAACAAGUCACACACUAACGCGACUCUGUAGCUCUGUAGAUUUUUUGUGAACAGUCAAGUUUAAGUUAAACAGCCAAAAUGUGUGACAUGAGCGCCCUCGAUAACCUGGUGGCCAACACGGCGUACCUGAAAGCUCAGGGUGGAGAUGAAAAGGAGCUGCGGAAACGACGGCAGAGUCUUGCCCUUCCCAAACUGGCGAACUGUGGGUCCAUCAGGGGGUCUGUGGGUCAGGACUUCGAGUCCCUGUGUGAACUUCAGCCCAUCGGGAAGAAGUUUUUCAGACUUUAUCUGAAUGAGACGCCCGAGUACGCCGUCCCUGCGGAGUUCCUGGACGAGCUAAACGAUUGGGAACUGGCUGAAGGUGCGGCCCGGGACAAAGCGUGCACCAACAUCAUCAACCAGUUCUGCAAGGAAGGUUCCAAGAGCUUCCUGUCCUGUCUGACUGGAGAAGCGCUGGAGAAGUGCAAAGCAGUGACGGAGAAAGAUUUUGAAGUUGUGAUGAUGGGAAAAGUAAAAGAAGCGGUCAGAGAGUUCCUCAAAGGAAAGCCUUUCACGGAGUACCAGCUGAGCCCGUUCUUUGACAAGUUCCUGCAGUGGAAGGAGUACGAGAAGCAGCCCAUCACGGACAAAUACUUCUACGAGUUCAGGACACUUGGGAAAGGCGGAUUUGGUGAGGUUUGUGCGGUGCAGGUGAAAAACACGGGCCAGAUGUACGCCUGCAAGAAGCUGUGCAAGAAACGACUGAAGAAGAAGCAGGGGGAGAAAAUGGCCCUGCUGGAGAAGAGAAUCCUGGAGAAGGUGCACAGCCCGUUCAUCGUCAGCCUGGCGUACGCCUACGCAACCAAAACUCACCUGUGUUUGGUGAUGACGCUGAUGAACGGCGGAGACCUUAAAUAUCACAUCUACCACAUCGGUGAGAAAGGCAUCGAGAUGGACCGGAUCAUUUAUUACACCGCUCAGAUCACUACAGGAAUGCUGCAUCUACAUGCUAUGGACAUCGUUUAUCGGGACAUGAAGCCAGAGAACGUUCUCCUGGACAGCCAGGGGCACUGCCGACUGUCGGAUCUCGGCCUCGCCAUCGAGCUUCCUGCCGGAAAAACUUCAACUCAGAAGGCCGGGACAGGAGCGUACAUGGCUCCCGAGAUCCUGACUGAGACGCCGUACAGGACGUCAGUGGACUGGUGGUCUCUGGGCGUCAGUAUUUAUGAGAUGGUCUCCGGCUACACGCCGUUUAGAAAAGAUAAGGCGGACAAGGAUGAAGUGAAGCGGCGCAUCAUCAACGACGAGCCUGUGUUCGAGCACAAAAACUUCGACCCGCUCACUAAAGACGUCAUCCAGCAGUUCAUGAAGAAGAAGGUGGAAGAACGACUCGGCUGCAAGGGUGACGACCCCCGGAAGCACGAGUGGUUCAAAUCGAUUAAUUUCCCUCGUCUGGAAGCAGGACUCGUCUCUCCACCAUGGCUUCCCAAACCCAACGUCGUCUACGCUAAAGACACUGGAGACAUCGCGGAGUUUUCCGACGUUAAAGGCAUCGAGUUCAACGAGAAAGAUGAAAAACUCUUUAGAGAGUUCAGCACAGGCGCCAUUCCCAUCCCCUGGCAGAAGGAGAUGAUCGACACCGGACUUUUCGACGAGCUUAAUGAUCCCCAAAGGAAAGAGUCUUCUGUUGGACUGGACCAGGACAAGAAAUCAGGCACAUGCACACUUCUGUAAACACACACACACACACACAAAACACUUCUUUAUUCGGAACACAGGAGGAGCUCUGAAGAACGAGAAUGAAACUGGCUCGCGGGUCAGGUGGAGUGUAGAUAGGAGUCUGGGUCGAACUGUUCCUCUCUCCUGUUCCCGGUGUUCCUUUUGUGCAGUAGUACACCUGCUCGCCAACAGGGGGCACCAAACUGUCCAUCUCAACUGAGAUGGUUUUAGAAGAAUAGUUUCUCGCAGGUCUCGUAAAAGUUAAAGUUCUUGUGAUGUACAGUGUGUGUUCAGUAAUCUUGUAGCACAGAGUCAGGAUUUAAGCCUGAACUCAGACCUCAGAUGUGACUACAGAUCUAAGCUCUUCCCAGACGUUACGUAUAUGGGGGCGGAGUUUGUGUAAAAACAUAGUGGUGUCACAGUUACAGGGUCGUUUUUGUUUUGGUCUUAAUUUUUUAUAUCUCGAUAACAUCUGACCUUCCUGUCUGUGGCUUUAAACUAUAAUAUACUUGUAUAAUACCAGAUAAACUGAAUAUUUCUGUUCCAUAGUGACUGGUUAGGAGGACGUGAUACAGAAAUCAGAUUCUACACUCACUGAACACUUCAUUAGGUACGGCUGUUCAACUGCUCAUGUAUCCAAUCAGCUCCAAUCAGACGGGAGCAGCUCAGUGUGGUUAGGCAUCUGGACAUGAACCGAUGAAAAUCCCACUGCGAUGUCCAGAUGGUCGGGUCAGAAUUUGGCUUCUAUCACUUCGGGCCCCUCGGUACCAACAGGGUACUAGUACCAGUUGAUCAUGGUUUAAAUCCCACAGCCUACCUGAGUAUCGUUGGUCUUCAUGUCCAUCCCUCAUGAGCACAGAAUAAUAGCUAAAAUCAUCUCACGCUGGUUUCUGGACCAUGACAGUGAGGUCUGUGCACUCACACGCCCUCCACAGUCACGUGAUCUCGGACAGACUCUGGUAUGUGGUUGCAUCGUGCGUUUGCAGCACGUCAGUAUGGACCGAACCUUUAAGGAGGUUAAGGAGCAGCUUAUUGAAUCUGUGGCAUAAAGAAUGAAGGCAGUUCUGAAGAUCAAAGGGGUCCAGCCCAGGACUAGCAAGGUGUACCUAAUGAAGUGGCCACUGAGUGUAAUCAAAGAGUAUCUUCCGAAUAUAUAACAAAGGCACAUGGUAUGUAAAAGCGGAUCAGCGAUGUGUUGUACAUUUGGUUUUAUACUCGAUACGGAUGACGUAUAAAUAGUGUUACAGCAUAAAGAAGGAGAAAAGAAGAAACAGAGGCCAGUUAUGUUUAAUAAAAAGCUUUUUCCACGAUUCAUUGUAAAUAUUUAUUUUCCUUAAGAGAGAUUAACUAAACUGCGUU
Clarias gariepinus (North African catfish) is the source of this 3090-nucleotide messenger RNA. It is a transcript of the gene grk7a, whose product is annotated as G protein-coupled receptor kinase 7a. Gene Ontology annotation, cellular component: cytoplasm. Gene Ontology annotation, biological process: regulation of signal transduction; signal transduction; protein phosphorylation. Bases 112 to 1746 code for a protein of 544 amino acids. Gene Ontology annotation, molecular function: rhodopsin kinase activity; ATP binding. The record is from RefSeq and is a predicted model, not a curated record. NCBI's taxonomy places the organism in Eukaryota, Metazoa, Chordata, Actinopteri, Siluriformes, Clariidae. The transcript has 4 exons.